AUGGAUGGACUGAAGAUGGCCUUGACUGGAUCUUGGCAAAACUGUCGUAACUGUUUUCCAGGUGCCCUGAAAGACUACCUGAAGUUCAACGACUCUCUGCCUGCACGCAUCAUUGUGUACAGAGAUGGAGUGGGCGAUGGCCAGCUGCACAGUGUGGUUAGCUAUGAGGUUCCGCAGAUCAUCGACUCCAUCAGGUCAAUGGGGCAUGACUACGUCCCUAAGCUGAGUGUGGUGGUGGUGAAGAAGCGCAUAAGCAGCAGGUUUUUCGCCCACCUCAAUGCCAAGGUGUCCAAUCCUCCCCCCGGCACCGUCGUUGACUCAGAGGUCACCCAGCCAGAGUGGUAUGACUUCUACAUUGUGAGCCAAGCUGUUCGCUGUGGAAGUGUCUCACCAACCCACUACAAUGUCGUGUAUGACACCAGCGGACUCAAGCCUGAUCACAUGCAGCGGCUCACCUACAAGCUGUGCCACAUGUACUACAACUGGCAGGGGAUCAUCCGAGUGCCCGCUCCCUGCCAGUACGCCCACAAGUUGGCCUUCCUUGUGGGUCAGAGCCUCCACAGAGAGCCCAGUGUGAAACUGGAUGACUUCCUCUUCUACCUUUAAGGAUUCAAAG
Messenger RNA from Archocentrus centrarchus (flier cichlid), 616 nucleotides. It is a transcript of the gene piwil1, whose product is annotated as piwi-like RNA-mediated gene silencing 1. The transcript has 5 exons. NCBI's taxonomy places the organism in Eukaryota, Metazoa, Chordata, Actinopteri, Cichliformes, Cichlidae. The coding region runs from base 1 to 606 and encodes 201 amino acids. Gene Ontology annotation, molecular function: nucleic acid binding. The record is from RefSeq and is a predicted model, not a curated record.